Molecule: messenger RNA, 2415 nt
Organism: Plasmodium gaboni
Lineage: Eukaryota; Apicomplexa; Aconoidasida; Haemosporida; Plasmodiidae
Exons: 2
Coding region: 1-2415 (804 amino acids)
Biological process (GO): mitotic sister chromatid separation; meiotic chromosome condensation
Cellular component (GO): nucleus; condensin complex
Molecular function (GO): chromatin binding
Source: RefSeq, a predicted model, not a curated record
AUGUCUACGACGGAUGAAUUAAACCUGUUAAUACAGAAUUUACAAAAAUGUAAUAAUGCGAAUGAAUGCAUAAACUUCGAUUUGGCUAGCACUAUACAAGGUUUUUUAAAUUGUUUAGAUAAGAAUGUACUAGAAAAUAUAGAUAAAGGUCUAGGUGAAAAUGAAUAUGAAAAAGAGGUAGUAGAUAGUUUUACCUCAGCAGCUAUAUUUGUUGAGAAUUGUGUAAAAAUAUUUAGUCAAAAAAUUGAGCAUUUACAUAAUUUAGCACAUAAUACAUUAUAUAAUAUAUAUAAAGAAAAUAAACAUAACUCAUCAUCAAAAAAAAACCAGUUGAUAAUAUCUGAUGAAGAAGAAUAUUUAUAUAUUAAUGAAAUAAAGAAUAUGAAAAAUAUACAACAUGAGAAUGAUACAAUUGAAGAUGAUAUUUUAAUUAAAUCCAUACCCUUUCCAACUUUUCUUUUUUCUGAUAAUAUUAAAAAAACUAAAGAUAUAAAUGAAGAUAAAAGAAAAACAGAUUUAAACAAAAAUAAUGAAGAUAAAGAAAAAGAUAAUAUAAAUAAAGAUAAUAAUAUAGAUCCUAUAAAUGAAUUUGAAAUUACAGAAAAUAAUUCUGUAAACACAUUAAAUUUUGAAAAAAUAUAUCUUGAAAAUGAUGGUAUCUUAUUAUUAGAUAUAAAUGAUUAUAAUAUAUUUAUAGAUGAUCCUUAUAAUUAUUCUAUAGAAAAUAAAAAUAGUACUAUCCUAUUUGAAAAAUAUGAUUUUUUUUCUAGACAUUCAACAUAUUUAUCAUCAAAUACAUUAAGCAAAUAUGUUGUAGAAAAUAAAAAUAUGGAUCAUAUAUAUAAAUUAUAUAAUCAUAUAACAGAUAUAAUAAAUAAAAAUAUAUGUUUUGAUAUCUUCUUAUUUAAACAAGAUUUUUUUGAUUAUGAUUUCUCUUUAGGUAUAUUAAAAAAUAAAAAAUCUAUUCUAAAAAAAUUUAAGCAACAACAAAAAAAAUUACAUCUUUUAGAAGAAAAUAAACAUAUGGAAAAUCAUAUUAACAAUAAUUAUCAUUUAUACAAAUGUGAUAUAAAUAGACCAUUACCUCAUUAUUAUAUGUUACACUGUUAUAAUAUAAAAAAUUAUCAAGACUUCUUUAGAUAUAUGCAACCAAAUUAUAUACUUGAAAUAAUUAAACGGGACAUAAUUAAACAAAUAAUAUAUAACAUAAAUCAACAACAAACGGAAAUACUAAAUGAACCACAUGUAAUUAAUAAUAAUAAUAAUAAUAAUACACCACAUAAUAUCGACAAAAACAAUAAUGAUCAUAAAGACAAUAAUAUGGAUCAUCCACAAUAUGAAGAUAAUACACAAUAUUAUGCUAAUCCAUUUUAUGAUUAUAAUAUUUUUGAUAAUAUAUUCCAGUUUGAUCAUAUGAUAAAUUAUGAUCCAUAUUUUUAUAAAAAUCUUAAUUUACACCACAAUGUAAAUAUAAAUAACCUUGAUAAAAACACAAAUAAAAAUCAAACCAAUGAUGACAAAAAUAUUAUAAACAAUCUAUAUACAAACGAUAUAAAAGAAACAGAAAAAAAUGUUCUUAUGUCUUCAAAUAUUAACAAUUUCUCAAAUGAUCAAAAAUUAUUUAAUCAAAUAAAAAUUCCAGAAUUAUAUAUUCAAAAAUUAGGGUUGAAUUUUUCAUACUAUCAUUUAGAACCAUUAAUAUACAAUUUUAUAAAAACACUUAAAAAAAAAAAUGACAUUGAAAAAUUUUUUUCUGUGAACCUUUUUGAUGACAAGCCUAUAUAUGAAUUUGAUAUUUUAAGAGACGAUGAGUAUGAUGAACAAAUAAAUGAUGAUAAUAAAAAUUAUAUGGACCAAAAUAAUAACUUUGAUAAUUUCACAGAAAAAAAUAUAUUAAAUGAUGAAAUUAAUAAUAUACCUAUAGGUAUUUUUGAAAACGACCAUCUCGACAAUACUUUUAAUAUGAAUGAAGACCAGGAGUUACAAGACAGAGUCAGCAAGUGGAAUGCUUUUAUUGAGGAAAAAUUAGAAAUGUUGAAAAGGCAACCAAAAUAUGAUGUGGAUCUUUAUAAAAAGAAUAUUAUUAACUAUACAAUAAAUAACGGUGAUAAUAUAUCAUUUACUAAACUUAUUAAGAAUAAAGACAAAUUUGAAAUAUCAAGAAAUUUUCUAACAACACUCAUGUUAAUUAAUACAGAUAUAUUAAACAUAAAAAAAAUAAAUAAACAUAAAAAAUCUAACAAUGUAAGUAAUUAUGAAAUACAUAUAAAAAAGGAAAACCUACAACAAUAUCUCACCAUCUCAAACAAAAUUCAAAAUAAAUCAAUUCUAAUUACCGAGAAAAAAAGAAAAACAAAUAAAGGGAACCUAACUAAUGGUAUGAAUGAUAGUUUAAAAAAAAAGCAAAAAAUAUGA